CUCUUCCCCGUCCUCCCCCACCCCUUCUCCAUGCGCCUCUGCCUCCCCAUCGUCAUCAUCAUCAUCACCUGCUGCAGCAGCGCAGAGCCGCCUGGAGCUGCGGGCAGCGCAGCUAGCCUUCCUCAACUCGCCGCACCCGCUCGAAAUCCUCUCCGACCCAGCAGCGUACGGCACAGAGGGCACCAUAAGCCGCGACCACGACCCUCGCAACUACACCACCACUCUCACCAGCCUCGCGCUGAAAGCUGUGAGGAGAGUGCGGCAGGAGCGGAGGGAGCGGGAGGAGGAGGAGGUUAGGCGAGCGAAGGAGUUGGCGGAGCGGCAGCAGAUGAUGAUGCUACGGCAGCAGCAGCAGCGGCUGAAGCAUCAGCUGAUGCAGCUGGUGCCAAGGAAGAGGAGGCUGGUAUCCCGGAGGAGGAUUGCCAAGCAGAGCCGCCCCAAGCACGAUGUGGUGGCUGCGUCCACCCUGGCGGCUGCUGCUGCCUCGGCGUUUCUGGCAACGACGAGCGGUGGGAAGGGGAGGUUUGACGCCAGGGGCGAUUUGGGGUUGUCUUCUGCCUUCUCCUCUGGGCAGGCCUUGCCCCAGGGGGCUAUUAGUGUGCGGUUUGUCGCUGCGGCAGUGGCAGCAGCAGCGGCAGCAGCCGGAAAUGGUGCGGCUAGGGAGGGAAGGAUCGGUGGGAAGGGGAAGAGCAGCAGAAACGGCAUGGGUGCCAGCAGCAGGGCAUGUGAGAGAAUCUCAGUUGCAGACGCUUCUCUGGAUCUUCUUUCCUUGCUAGACAGCGGCAGUGGCAGCAGCAACGGCAGCAGCUUUGGCAGCACUAGCAGCAUGCCAGGAGGAGGAGCUAUGGUUUGCGUGACCUCUGAAAGCGCUGAGUCCUUCAGUGCACAUGGUUGUGGUGGAGGAGGAGGAGGAGGAGGAGGAGGAGGGGGAGGGGGGGCAUCCACCCUACUCUCUUGCAGCCUCCCUCGCUCCUCCAGCCCUCCCUCUGCCCACUCGCCUCCCCUCACCUCCUGUGCGCUCCCUGCCAGCCCCUCAACCGUUUCUUCCCCUGCUUGGUCCAGCACUGGCACCGGCAGCAGCAGCAGCACUGCAGCAGCCACAGUGGCAGGGGCGGUGGGGGGCGAGCGCAUUGGCGGCAGCAGCAGCGGGGGAGGGGAGGUGGGGAAGCGGGGGGGAGGUGGGUCGUGGAUGGACUAUUUUCUGUCGAUGUACCGGUCGAGGCACGUGGGGGUGGUGCUGCUGCUGCUGGCUGCUGGGGCUAGUACACCUGUGAGCCCUGCCUCCGUGCUCUCUCUGCUCGUGUAACCAGCUGGGCAUCUGAACCUCAGGGUCCAAGAAGAGAAGUGCAUACAGUACAGAGUGACUGGCAGAAUCUCCAGAUGCAACUGCAGCAAAUGCAGAACUUGCACAGAUAGACCAGAAGAAAGGUUCCGGGAUGACGGUGUAUAGUAGCAGCAGUGGCAGCAGCAGCAGCAGCAGCAGAAGGUUUGUUGCACCUGGAUAGGGGGGGCUGGUCAUUCUCGCUGUUGACUUCUACGAUAUACCAGUCGACUGAUGUGGGGCCUUAUGGGGAACUCGUUGAAACGAGUCAUCUCAACCUAUUUGAAGACCUCGCUCGUGGUACAUGGUGGGUAGGCAUUCUUUGGCGACUGGCUCGUGGCGUGUGAAUGAGAACACGCGCUGCAACACAGUAUUACGCCAGUCAGCUAGCAUAGGUAGGAAGGGGAGGUUGCCUUUUUGGUUUUUUUUUCUUCGGGCAUUUGGAUCAUGAUUUGCCCUUUUGGGCCUGUACAUAAUUCUUUUUGGAAUGCAUUUUGGCUUGAA
This is a messenger RNA of Closterium sp. NIES-67, 1825 nucleotides long. Lineage: Eukaryota; Viridiplantae; Streptophyta; Zygnematophyceae; Desmidiales; Closteriaceae. The record is from the annotation of a GenBank genome assembly.